UAUCAAUAUGUCUAAUGCCAAGUUAGACAACAUCUGAGUGUUAGCAACUGUUAUAUGCACAAAUUAAUGAGCUUUUAGUUUAGUUUUGCACUUCCAUGCUUCAAAUAGUAGUUUAUCAUUUUAGUCAUCUCUUUUACGCUAUAACUGAAGUUUAGGCGAGCUCGCUUUCCUUUUAUUGCAACUGAGUGUAGAUCAUAAUUUCUGGCUGCUUCUAAUUCAUCAGUGAAUGUGCCAAUGUACUUCUUUUUACAAUCCACAGUGAUAGAAGCUUGCCAAUGAAUGUUGUUCUUGGUGACUCCAAUAUAUCUAGACCUUCUUUCAAAAUUCCUAUCCGGCCUUCAAGUAUUUUUAAGAGAAGAAGUAAAUGCAGAGAUACGACGAUUCCUCAGAAGUCUCUUUAGUUUCAAAAGAAUCAUGGGAAUUUGUUUGAGAGGAGUAAUAGGGGGAAGCACUGUUGAUUUGGAUCUCGAGAUCAGGUAGGUCUGAAAGGCAGGCUCAAUAUACGGAAUUGAUACUUUUAAUAAGUCUUGAGUAAUUCCAAGAAGCAAGUCUGGAGUAAUUCUUAAGAUUAAUUUCCGAAUUCUUCCAAAGAAAAUAAUUUCAUCUCCAAUGAAAACUGAUAGACAUAAAAAUACCGUAAUAUCACACUCUACCCCUAUCUUCACAAAAAAUUCCAAAAAACCACUUAUCCAAC
This is a messenger RNA of Moneuplotes crassus, 694 nucleotides long. NCBI's taxonomy places the organism in Eukaryota, Ciliophora, Spirotrichea, Euplotida, Euplotidae. The record is from the annotation of a GenBank genome assembly.